GCCGGUUCCACUCUAGGAUUUGUACGAUUGCUGUCUCUCCUCUCUUUCUCAACGGUUCGGUAAGAGAAUAAAGAAUAAAUUAAAGACGGUCUGCCUGGUUCCCCGUAAGAACGGAGGAAAAGCAAAAAGAGAAAGAAAAGAAAAGGGAUAAAUUGCUCCGGCCAAGUCAACUCUUCUCUUUUUUUUUGUUCGCUUCCUUUUGUUUUUCAUCUUCUCUUUGUGGAUCUGCGCCUCACAUGACGCAGACCAAUCAUAGAUCCUGAGUCUCUUAAAUAGCAAAGCCACCCCUACUUCCUCUCACAUGCUUUUUGCCCCUACACUGAAUCCCCGUCACUCUUUCAACAUUUUUGCCCGUUGAGUCUCAAUCAUGGAUCGUGGACUUUCAACAAGCACCCGGAUCGAUGAUGAAGGCCUUCGUGAGAGGAAUGUGGCCUCUCAGACUACCUCGACUCUUAGUCCCGAGACUCUCACAGCCACUGGUGACGUAGAGCUCAAGGACAAGACUGGCAAGGACUGCAAGACAUACGGUCGCACAUCUGAUGGUACCGUGUUCACGGUGCCGCAAACCCACGACAUGGUGUCUCAACUCCUGUCGCCCUCAGAACCAAAGAACCUUUCUGAUGUUAUUGUUCUCGCAAUACUUGGUGCUCAUAUAUAUCUCUUAUGGCAGCUUCCCGCCGGUGCUAAGGUACCUGUUUUUGCCAUCAUUUACCUUUUCUGGCGUGUGGCCUACAACGCUGGCAUUGGAUGGCUUCUUCACAAUCAAUCUCACCACAAAACACUGGUCCGUUGGGCUGAGCAGACCAAGGUCUUCGUGAAUCCCACUACGGGCCAGAACCCCCAUGCUAACCUGUACAACUUUCUUAAGCGGGAGUUGGAAACUAAAAUCCCCAACGACUAUUCCUUCGAUGAAGCCCCCAUUGAGUACAACACGUGGCUCGUCUUUAGACGGCUUGUGGAUUUGAUACUGAUGUGCGACUUCGUGUCGUACUGUCUCUUCGCGAUAGCUUGUAGUCACCAUCCCGUCAACGAGAGCUUGUUGAUGACUGUUCUGCGAUGGUCUGCCGGCAUUGUGUUGGUGCUGUUCAACCUUUGGGUCAAGCUCGACGCUCAUCGGGUGGUAAAAGAUUUCGCAUGGUAUUGGGGUGAUUUCUUUUACCUAAUUGACCAGGAGUUGACGUUUGAUGGCGUCUUCGAGAUGGCACCCCAUCCUAUGUAUUCGGUUGGCUACGCUGGCUAUUACGGGAUUUCCCUGAUGGCAGCGAGCUACAAAGUUCUCUUUAUCUCUAUAAUCGCCCAUGCGGCCCAAUUCGCUUUUCUAGUGCUUGUUGAGAACCCACAUAUUGACAAGACGUACAACCCUCCACCCCCCCGCAAGCGACCAGCAGAGCAGGAAACUGUAUCUGUCUCGAGCCGCACUACGGAUUCGCCCAUUGCGCCAACACCGGUUGAUGAACAAGCCCCCCACGCGCCAACCUUCUCAAGCAGUCCACCGCAGUCGGUCCACAAUUUAUUGGGGCUCCACAAUCUGGAUCUGUAUCGGAUAACGGAUACCUCUUCUGUCCUUAUCCAAUUUCUCGUAUUUUCUCUCACUGUGUUGACACCCUCUACACCGUGGUACCAAUUUCUUUUCGUAGCCAACGCUGCAGUAUGGAGGCUUUGGUUCUCAGUCGGUGUUGGGUACAUGCUCCAUCGUCAAUCGAACUAUAAGACGUGGACCCGACACUUUGUCAAGUAUGGUGAAACUCCUCAAGAAGCAUGGAACCAGUGGAAAGGUACAUAUCAUCUGAGCAUGAUCAUGUGCUACGCAAGUUUUAUUGCUGCGGUAUGGAAGAUGUACACCUUCCCUGCUGAUUGGGGAUAUGGCCUCGUCUUACUCCGACAUGUCAUGGGAGCUGGCCUUAUUAGUUUGCAGAUUUGGACUUCAGUCAGCAUCUAUGAGUCUCUCGGUGAAUUUGGCUGGUUCUACGGCGAUUUCUUCUUUGAUGGGUCUUCAAAGUUGACGUAUAAUGGAAUAUACCGUUUUUUGAACAACCCAGAGCGUGUCCUAGGUCUGGCCGGUGUCUGGGGAGCUGUUCUUAUCACCAGCAGCGGAGCAAUAACCUUCCUAGCACUCCUCAGUCACAUUCUCAGUCUGGCCUUCAUCCAAUUCAUCGAGCGUCCGCAUAUGCAAAAGCUCUAUGGCCAGAGUCUGCGGCAGGAUGCGGGGCUUGUAAAGAGCCUGAAAAAAUCCCUGCCAUCCCCUCUUAGGCAGCUCCACGGAAGUGUUGAUAAGAUAUUCGAUGAGUCAUUCGAGUUCAUCGAAGAAUUCCUCGAGACAGCACGCCCGAAGCUCGCUGAUGGUGUCAACACAUUUGUUAAGGAUACUACUGCUCUUUUCCAGAAUUACCCCGCCCGUGUCACUAUUUCACGCAUUGACGCAGACCUGGCGGGAUAUGAUUCGCGAGACUAUUCUCUAGAAGUUGAAGGCACUGAUUUGUCUUACUUAGCUGGAUAUGACCAGGGUACUGGUAGAGAGGGCGCUAACGCUCGCAUGCCUCUUGACAGACGCGGCGACCUGAAAAACCUCAUGUUCGAAUAUGGUGCACCGAUCAAAGUCAAGUGGACUGCGCCCCUCAACCAUAGCAAGAAGGAUUGGAUUGGUUUGUACAAGGUCACUGAUAAUACAUCUCGCGAAGUUUCCCGGGUCUCCUCUCAAGGCAGAUGGAUUGCUGUCAACGAAGGCGUCUACGACAACUUGACAUGUGAGAAGGGAAUUGCUAAGAGCGAUAUCGUUAUCUCUACACAAAACGAGGGCGGCGAAAAGCGUGAUCUUGCGACUGGUGAGGUUAUCUUCUCUGGCGAUAAACUCUUCUGGACACAGGGUGUCUUCGAAUUCCGCUAUCAUCACAAUUCCAAGCAUAAUGUCAUGGCUAUCUCCAGGCCAUUUGAAAUUCGCAUUGGUCGAUAUGAAGAGGAGGAUGACCAUGAUAUUACGCAAACGUCUGUUGAGAGGAGCCUGUUACCUGUUAUUCGCAACUGCUUCGAUCGGGACCCAGAAAUCGCACCGGAGACCGUGGAGGAGCAGUUCGGAAGCCUUGUGGACCGCGAUGGUAAAUUUGCCAAACGCGUUGUUUUUGCCUUGCACCAGAUGUUUGGUGUUGAAUUCGCGCCUGAAGUUGUUCGAGCUGAUGGAACUGUUCGCAACCUCGCCUGGAGGAUAUGCAAUGCAAAGAGGGUCCUGGCUCCUUACAGUAUGUCAAGGGAUGGCGCAUCAACUCCAACCGAGAGGAAGGAGUAAAGCAUAGAAAAUGCCAAGUGGGCAGCUGGUCGAUGAUAUUAUAUGUUGUUUAUGAGCCACGAUAUGGGUUUCUUCGACGGUAAACUUGAGAGUAGCCUGUCCGAUGCAAUUAUUGUUAUGUAAAUGGACGCUGCUGCUUGAUGUAUGUCGCAGCAGCGGAAUAUCGUUAAGGAAAACAAAAAGGGCUGAAAAGCUACUAUGGUUGAGGAAGUGAGUUAACCGGCCCGUCUUUCUUGUGUCAAGACGUGUUUACCUAAUGGUGAUAGGUUUUCCGACUCCC
Molecule: messenger RNA, 3560 nt
Organism: Aspergillus alliaceus
Lineage: Eukaryota; Fungi; Ascomycota; Eurotiomycetes; Eurotiales; Aspergillaceae
Product: phosphatidylethanolamine N-methyltransferase
Exons: 4
Coding region: 368-3280 (970 amino acids)
Biological process (GO): phosphatidylcholine biosynthetic process
Molecular function (GO): phosphatidylethanolamine N-methyltransferase activity
Source: RefSeq, a predicted model, not a curated record